UUCCGUGUACGUCCCUCAAUUCCUUCCGUCCGACUGUUAUUGUAUGUAUGUGUGUGCACGCGCAAGUUCAAAGCAAAUCACGCCUGUUGUUUUGAAUUUAAAAUUGGACGAUUAUUUAGCUGUACCUUCUGUUAUGUAUUUAAAGCCUGUGACCGUAUAUUCGCAGCAGAAUGUUGAGUGUGGACUCGUUGCCAGUUGCCGAAGAAGAGGUGGUGGAGUCCAGCUCAAACAGACUGGGGGACAUCUACACUUUUGUUGCCGAGGGCUGUUAUCCUCAAACCAUGAACCCUAUUCGCAAGAAAAAUCUCAAAAGAUAUGCUCAGAAAUUUAUGAUUGAAGAUGGCCGGUUAUAUUAUGUUGGACCGAAGAAAGAAGAAAAGCGAGAAGUAGUGAUUGAGGCAGAGCGAAAGAGACAGAUAUUCCUGGAGUGUCACUUCAAUGACAUUGGGCAUCACCUGGGACAGAAAAAGACAGUUCACAGGAUUCAGAGUAAAUACUACUGGCUUGGCAUUGUCAAGGAUGUUGUGGAUUGGAUUAAAGUAUGUGAAACUUGUCAACACACCAAGCGGAAUAAAAACCUGGCCAGGACGGUACGACCCAUCAAGGUGGAUGGUCCGUGGGACAUUUUGGCCAUUGAAAUAAUUGGUCCAUUCCCAGGCACUAUACAUGGAGGGAAUACACACAUUGUUAUUAUUACAGAUUACUACAGUAAAUGGGUAGAGGCCUUUCCUGUACAAAAGAAAGAUGGUCUCUGUAUUGCACGAUGCAUUUCAUCAUCUAUUUGCAGAUUUGGCCCUGCAAAGACAAUAUUUUGCUCUCAAAGUGCUGACUUCUGUGAGGAGGUUACAAAGCACCUGUGUGACCGGUGGAACAUAGCAUUAAGAGUGCUGCCAGUAGACCAGCCGCAGAGGAACGCACUGUAUGAUCGCAGCAGUAAUCUGCUGAGAGAUGCCAUAAAACAGAUGGUGGUGGAGAAACAGGUAGAAUGGGAUGAUUUUCUUGAUCCAGUUUUGGCCAUCUUCAGGACGUCAGUCAACCCUACGACAAAAUUUACACCACACUUUUUAAUGUUUAACAGAAAAGCCAGCAUAUCUAAUGAGACAAAAUUUGAUCCUCUUAGUUGCUAUCCGGACCAGGAGGAGGAUACCCUUAAUGAAGAGGACACAAACUCUUUUCUUUCCUCCAUGCAGGAGCAACAGAACAACAUCAAACAGCUGGUAGUUACAAAUAUGAAUGUCGCCUACAGACAAGAAAAGAAAAAUGCAAAACGCAAGGCUAGAAACAUGCCCUCCAUCACUCUCACUGUGACCGACCCUUUGUUCAGCACAGAGGAAUCGCCCUCAGCAAAAAAGCUUAAGGAAAGCCUGUACUUGUCCUUUCCAGUAGAGACUGUCCUAACCACAAUACAGAAUGUACCUGAAGCCAAGAAGAAUGGCUUAGAAUAUCCUCUAACAGACACUGAUGUGCACUGAAAAUCGCUUUUGAUGGGACUGAUCACUAUCCGCAAAGUGUAUUUGCAUAGACUACAGCUUGAAGACCAGUAAGGUGGUCCACAGAGAGCAUAUCAAGUAGAUGAACUCAUGCUCACUUUCUGUUUCAGCACAUAAAUGUAGCACGAAUAAAAUCUUGUAUUUCAGCUCGAGGCGUUCAUUGACACUAAUGAUGGUCUUAGAUUGUGCUUAUUAUUUUACAGAAUAGUAUUUUUUACAAAGUGAGGUCAUUAUGUUAGUCGUUCACUGAACUACACACCCAAAGAUGUUUCUUUUGCUUAGGUGACUCAUGUCCCAGAACACAUUUUUAUCUGUAUUUCCUUGGAUGAGUCAUCUGAAGUACAGAGAUUUCAGUAUUAUCUGUAAAAAUGUUGUGUAAACAUUAACUUUGAAGGUUAUAAUAUUCAGUGCUCAUUAUCACAGAAAAUAGUUAUUAGUUGUUGUUUUGCCUAACUUGUUUUUUUUUUUUUUUGGUCUCAAAUGGUAAUAAAUGGAUUUGUUAAUCAGUUAUUCAAUCAGCUUUGCGGCCAGUGUGAUGCAUUACGUGCAACUUUCUGUUUGCCUUUGAAAUAACAGUUGAAACAAAGGUGCAAGAAUGCAGCCGCAGAUUGCAGCAGAUUUCACCAUAGAGCUGACCUCAUCUUGUUACUUGUGUCAUUUGGACAGCCUACAAAGUGGCGACAUGUCUUUAAAGUGAAGCCGUUUAAUGUUGAAACACUGUGUUCUCAUUUAAAAUUGUGUAUUCGCACAUCCAUUGUAAAACAUUUUUGUUAAUUUUAUGCUAAAAACUGACAGCUGAAAAAGUAGCCUACACUUUAGUAUACUUAAAAAAAAAAAAGAGAGAGAGAGAGAGUAUAUUAUGGAAUUAAAUGCAAACUUAAUGUAAUGUUUUGGACAUUUAAAUGUUACUUAAAAUGAAAUUUAGUUUGAAUUUAUAUUAAAUGCAAUUUGUUGAA
Messenger RNA from Megalobrama amblycephala (Wuchang bream), 2446 nucleotides. RefSeq lists its product as uncharacterized. Gene Ontology annotation, biological process: DNA integration. The transcript has 8 exons. Lineage: Eukaryota; Metazoa; Chordata; Actinopteri; Cypriniformes; Xenocyprididae. Gene Ontology annotation, molecular function: nucleic acid binding. The record is from RefSeq and is a predicted model, not a curated record. Bases 171 to 1472 code for a protein of 433 amino acids.